AUGCGUAUAUUUAUCGCUAUCCUUCUGAUGUCUGGUUACAAUAGAGUACCGGACAAACGCGCAUAUUGGGAGGAUUGUGAAGAUGUCCAUAAUCCUAUGGUUUCACGUGCUAUGCGCAAAAAUAGGUUCUUAGAAAUUUCUAAAUUCCCUCACUGUGCUCCUAAUAACGAUAUAAAUGAGAAGGAUGCAAUGUAUAAACUAAGGCCUUUGAUCGCGUUCCUGCAGAGAAAGUUUCGCGACUUGAUGAUUUCAAAAAAAUAUUACGAUUAUGACGAGAGUAUGAUACCCUAUUACGGGCCACAUGGCUGUAAAGAAUUUAUCCGGGGUAAGUUCAUUAGGGUUGGUUACAAGGCGUGUUGUCUAAACGCAAGCCAAGGGUAUCUAGUCGACUUUGACAUUUACCAAGGAAAAAGUCCUGAAGAAAAAGAAGAUUACGGCAAGAAAUUUGGGAAGUGUGCGGCUCCACUCGUACACAUGUUGGACCGUUUGCCGGAAAAUGUAAAGACACUUCCUUUGAUGUUUUAUUUUGAUCUCUUUACUGGCUUAAACCUUUUGAAGGAACUGAAAUCUCGUGGGUACGGAGGUACAGGAACCAUGAGAGAAAAUCGUGUACCCAAGGAUUGUUCUCUCAAGCCUGUGAUCAAUAUGAAGAAAGAAGCAAGAGGAUCGUUAGAUUACAGAACGUCAAACGAUGAUGUUAUAAUUGCCCGUUGGGUUGACAAUUCUGUUGUGACAGUAGGUUCCACUGUGCAUGGUAUCGAACCUGUUAUAAAUGCAACUCGGUACUCACAGAAACAUAAAAAAAGAAUUCAAGUUCCACGGCCUAAUCUCUUCACUCAAUACAACAAGAAUAUGGGAGGUACGGAUAGGAGGGAUCAGAAUGUGUCCCUUUACCAAAUUUCAUUUCGAAAUAAGAAGUGGUGGUGGUCAAUUUUUAUCUGGUUGCUAGAUGUUAGCGUCUGUAAUGCUUGGAUGUUAGCAAGGAGCACUGGUGACGAUGUCAGUCAACUCACCUUCAGGAGAACCAUUGUGCAAACUUACCUGAAGCGCUAUGGAGUCGCUCCAAUGACACCGCGGGUGAGACCAAUAAACGUCUUCAGUAGAGUGGCUAUGGAGAUAAGAUAUGACAACACGGGUCACUAUGUAGCAUGGAUUCCGAAUCAGAAGCGUCGACGAUGUGCAUACGAAUAUUGUUCUUCCAGUACCCGCACGGAAUGUGUAAAAUGCGAUAUUGGAUUGUGCGUUGGUUGUUUUCUUGAUUUCCACGUUUACCGUGAAUACUGA
Belonocnema kinseyi is the source of this 1284-nucleotide messenger RNA. Its product is annotated as piggyBac transposable element-derived protein 3-like. The coding region runs from base 1 to 1284 and encodes 427 amino acids. The record is from RefSeq and is a predicted model, not a curated record. Gene Ontology annotation, molecular function: sequence-specific DNA binding. The transcript has a single exon. NCBI's taxonomy places the organism in Eukaryota, Metazoa, Arthropoda, Insecta, Hymenoptera, Cynipidae.